UCAAGCUUGAUAGUUUACAGACCAGAGAAUCGCAGGACAAGACGAAUUGCAAUUCCAAAUUUGGAUCGUGAGAAUUUGUUGCCACCACUCACCUGUUGUUGCAAGCCCGCUGUGAAUAUCGACCGUAACACCUCAAACGACCUUCAGAGGAAUUCAUCAAGGAGCCGAACCCCGGCAGAUUCCUCUAUACGACAAAAUGGCAUCCACAGCAAAGGCCGUCCAAACAUUCGGCAAAAAGAAGACUGCAACUGCAGUCGCACACGCUAAGGAGGGUCGUGGUAUCAUCCGCGUGAAUGGCUCUCCCAUCAACCUUGUACAACCUGAGAUCCUCCGCUUCAAGAUCUACGAACCCGUCCUUGUAGCUGGUGAAGACUCAUUCGCACCACUUGAUAUCCGUGUGCGCGCCAAGGGUGGUGGACACACAUCGCAGGUGUACGCCAUCCGUCAGGCCAUUGCCAAGGCUCUUGUCGCGUACUACGCCAAGUACAUCGAUGCAUACAGCGCAAUGGAGUUGAAGAAAAAGUUGGUUGCGUAUGACCGAACGCUGUUGAUCGCAGAUCCUAGACGGAUGGAGCCGAAGAAGUUCGGUGGUGCUGGUGCCCGUGCUCGCAGGCAAAAGAGUUACCGGUGAAACCACUUUUUUGCAUGUGUGCAACUAUGACUAUGAAUUGCAAACAUCGCCACUCCAGUGUUUAUAUGUUCGGAAAACAAAGCAUUGUUAGAGUGAACAAGGCGCGCACCAGCCAUGAGCCAGCC
Molecule: messenger RNA, 756 nt
Organism: Suillus fuscotomentosus
Lineage: Eukaryota; Fungi; Basidiomycota; Agaricomycetes; Boletales; Suillaceae
Product: ribosomal protein S9
Exons: 5
Coding region: 197-631 (144 amino acids)
Biological process (GO): maturation of SSU-rRNA from tricistronic rRNA transcript (SSU-rRNA, 5.8S rRNA, LSU-rRNA); translation
Cellular component (GO): cytosolic small ribosomal subunit; ribosome
Molecular function (GO): structural constituent of ribosome; RNA binding
Source: RefSeq, a predicted model, not a curated record